AAAAAAAAAUAUCAGUGCAGAAACUUACAAACAUCAAACAAAACAAUGCUUGUUUUUCCCUCUUCUUUGAACAGAACCUUCCCCUCAUAUGAUCGUGUUACCUCACUCCAGCCCUCUGUCCUUUCCUCCGUCCUCUGGCUCUCACCGGUUUUAACUCUUGGCGCUUGACUUUUGUUUGAAGUGUAGAUUUGAACAAACUACUCAUUAACGCAGAUCAUAAUAGCAGAAACUGACUCCGUGCCAAUCCAAACUAGCUCUCAGUCACACAUAUACCAUCUGUUGGCUGUUUCUCUCUCUUUACUUGUGAUGGUUUUAAGAAAAAAAAAAACGCUCAUGGUUUGUAUUGGCCCUAAAUUCAGACGGGUUUUCUUUAUUAAGCUUAAAUUAACCCAUAGCAGAAGCUUCUGAACCCUUCGGGUUGUCCAUUACGUCAUGGCCGAUGUCGCCAGCAGCGUACAGAGAACUGUUUCUUUUAUUUCCAGUCUGGACCCUCAAACAAACCACAGUGUGUUUCACUUCCUAAUACUGGAACCUUGUUUGUCUUGGGUGCUUCAGAGUUUAAGCAAGAUAACGCACUGUGGGAGCUCCGACUGGGCCGGCCCAUCCCAGCCAGGCAUCACGGCGGCCCCGAGAUCACACACCUCUGCCAUCAGGCCAGAAAGCAAAGGCGCUCUGUUUGCUUUACUGACUGGCUGACUGAUUCACACCCUUCGUUCCCCAUCGUGUCUUAUCUGAGCCUCCCAAAACUCAGGCGGCCCUCAUGUUCAGCCCCGACCUUUGUGGCCAAAAAGGAAGUGAAAGAAUGUGCUUGAUGUCAGGGACAGCAGCCCCUGUCUGUCAAUGAAAGAAAGACGGGUAGUGGGCACACCUGCAAAACUGGCUCCUCUGUUAUGUAACGGCAGGGUUUUGCAAUGGGAAGACCUUUCUUUUGUCUUAUACUGGGUGAUUAUAAAAUGUUGAGAUUAAAAAAAAAAGUACCAGGGAUAGUUGGCUCACCCUCAACAUGUCCCACCUACGACCAGAAGUAAAUAAGACAUAAAUGAAAAAUGUUCCCCUUCUGGUUUGUGAGCGUACACCUGUAGGUUGUACGCCCUCCACCUCUGGAGAGACAAAAGGAGGAGAAGGAGGAGUGGCCCGUGCACUGGAUAUUCCUGCCGGGUUUGAAGAGGAAGGAGCUGAAGGGGAGGGACCGCGCAGACGGCAUGGCAACACACACCUUUAUAAAGUCCCAGGCACACCCCGCCGGCGGCCUCACUUCAGCUCUCCUCUCUCACGGCGGCGGCGGCGGCGGCAGCGGCACCCUGCAGUCAUGCUCAGUCUCAUCAAAUUUCCACAAGUCUUCAGCAUCAAUCAGGUGCCCAAAGUUUUCCAUGAGGACUGCAUCAUUUCUGGGUACCGGCACCCCCGGAGCUCAGCCACUGACUGCAUCCUCAGCCUCUUCCAGAUGACCAAUGAGACGCUCAACAUCUGGACCCACUUCUUACCCACCUGGUACUUCCUAUGGAAACUGGUGACGGUGGUGCUGAUGCAGCAGGGAUGGCCGGACCCCUUCACCUGGCCUCUGCUGGUCUUCCUCGUCUCCUGCUGCAUUUAUCCGCUGGCGUCCAGCUGCGCUCACACCUUCAGCACCAUGUCACUGCGGGCGCGUCACAUCUGCUUCUUCUUUGAUUAUGCGGCGCUCAGUUUCUACAGCCUGGGGACUGCAAUCGUUUAUUCGGUUUACGCUUUCCCCGACAAGUGGUUGAACAGCUCCUUUCACCAGUGGUACAUCCUCAUCGCCAUGGCCAACACUGUCAUCUGCACCAUCCUGGCCUGUUAUUCCAGACUCGGCCUUCCAUUCCUGCAUUAUAACUUUGACGUUGUGAAAAGAUUACCCGAGAGUCCAAAGUUCAGCAAAUUCUUUCGGAUCCUGGCCUUCGCCUACCCCUACAUGUUUGACAACAUUCCUCUCUUCUACAGGGUGUUUCUGUGCACAGGGGAGGGCUGCACUGACAACGGCACCGACGUUCUCCACUACAAACAUAUUGCCUUGGCUUUCAUCACCGGCUUUCUGUUUGCUACACGCUUGCCUGAGCGCUUGGCACCUGGCAGCUUCGACUACAUAGGCCACAGCCACCAGCUCUUCCACGUGUGCAGCAUCCUGGCCACCCACUUCCAGAUGCUGGCCGUGGAGCAGGACAUGGUGACGAGGCGCCCCUGGCUCACCGCCAACUCCAUCCCCGUCUCGUCUGUGAACUCCGUGGGUCCAGGGCUGCUCUGCGUGGUGCUGAAUUUGAUCAUCGUCUUCCUCUUCAGUCUGCCUCUCCUUUCGGCGCCGGCGAGUCAGAAAAGCGAAGAUGGAAAAGAUAAGAAAGUGGCAGCCAAGCUCUGCUCCUGCCACUGAAUCUUAACCCAGAACUUAACAAGGGAGACGAAUAAAUGACGGGGAAGGGAAGAAACAGUGUAAAAGCCUUCAGCUGUGAUAGCUGCUAUGAAGAGUAUUCAAGAGCUGAGCUGUAAAUCUUGGGACAAGUUACUCGAUAUACUUGGAUGCAAUGAACUUUGUCGUAAAUUAACUGUUUCCGUGGAAACUUUUUACAUCUGUUGAGCUACAAGUGCAGCCGGUUUGCUGUACAUGUGAUGGAUGUUUUGUACGUUUGCACUGAGAUUUGUAAUGCUGUGUUCUCUGAGAGCCGUUCAUGUGUCGAAUGAAGAGACUGCACGGAACAAAAAUGAUGUCAAGUUCAAAGUUCACUUUUAAUUUUGAAUUUUAAGGCUGAGUCUGUCACUUUAAGUUUUCAUGUCCAUAAGCCUCAAGUCUUUAGGACGGCACUGUUGAAUGUUUUGUGUUUGAGUUUGUACUGUUACCAUAGUAACAGCUUUAUGAACUGUGUGGAUACUGAUGUUAAAACUGUUAACCAAGCAUACUGUCCUGAGAUUCAUGUGUCCGUUCACUGGGAUGUUGCUGCAAAGGUGAUGUUUUUGUUUUGUAAAACAUGUAAAAAAAAAAAGAGUAUUUAAGUUCAAAAUUAUUUAUUUUACCUUUUGCA
Fundulus heteroclitus (mummichog) is the source of this 3029-nucleotide messenger RNA. RefSeq names its product membrane progestin receptor gamma-B. Bases 1040 to 2383 code for a protein of 447 amino acids. Gene Ontology annotation, cellular component: membrane. The record is from RefSeq and is a predicted model, not a curated record. The transcript is spliced from 8 exons. Lineage: Eukaryota; Metazoa; Chordata; Actinopteri; Cyprinodontiformes; Fundulidae. Gene Ontology annotation, molecular function: signaling receptor activity.